AUGGAGAAGGCUGCUGAAAUAAAUUACACGGAAAUCGCAAGACGAUGUGAGGAAUUUCAAAACGGACUUCCUCGCGUUGAUAAGGAGCUUCAGCUAUGUGGCCAAACAUUGAACGAGACCGUACCGAACGCCCAAGAAAUGAUCGACGAUUUGUCGAGAGCAUAUUGUAACACGAAGGACGAGCUCCAGUCGGCGAUCAUCUACAUGGGCCAUGGUCUCCCCCGAAACGAAGAGCCCCUUCCGGUCCGUCAUUUCUUCCAAAGCAUCUCAAGAAUUGUCCUACGAUUGAAGGAACAGAUCGAGUCCAACCCAUUGUCAAUUCUAAUUCAA
Messenger RNA from Mesorhabditis spiculigera, 330 nucleotides. The record is from the annotation of a GenBank genome assembly. NCBI's taxonomy places the organism in Eukaryota, Metazoa, Nematoda, Chromadorea, Rhabditida, Rhabditidae.